Molecule: messenger RNA, 237 nt
Organism: Symbiodinium pilosum
Lineage: Eukaryota; Dinophyceae; Suessiales; Symbiodiniaceae
Source: the annotation of a GenBank genome assembly
GUGCCCAGUGGUAGCCAGAGCAGUCAAGCGCAGAUCACCAGCCCCGCAGAUCUUUUCAGGCUCAUGGAGUCUGCGGUGCAAUCGGAAGCUCCUGCGGGUUGCUAUCCUUCGGCUGGCGGGGCUCUGGAGCGUGCUGGGGUGUCAGAUACCGUCCGGGAGCACGCAUUGUCCCACCCGAGACCUGAUGCUCAGGGCGAUCCUCCCAAGCGGGUCUCCAAAUUCAAAGCGGACCGGGCG